AUGGGGCCAGUCGCCUACUUCAGCCUCUGCCUCCUCGGCUGCCUGAUCUUUAACCCCUCGCUAUCAGGGGCACGAGCUGCAUCCUGUCCCACGGGCUGGCUACACUUCCAAGACGCCUGCUAUGGAUACUUCCCCCAGGAGGCCACCUGGAGAAGGGCUGAGGCUCGGUGUCAGAGCUACGGCAGCGGGGCCCAUCUCGCCUCCAUUCACAGCGAGGAGGAGCACAACGCAGUCGCUGGUUUCAUCGCCCGCUCUCAGCGCCAUGACGACGACGAUGAUGACGGUGAUGAUGUCUGGAUCGGACUCCAUAUCCCCACCCGGAGCCGAAGAUGGUCAUGGGCAGACAGCUCUGAACUGGACUUCAGUGCUUGGGAUAGCCACAGAAGCUACUCUUCCCUGAAGGGGGAGCACUGUGCGGUGCUGGAGGAAGACACAGGUUUCAUGACUUGGGACAACGACUCCUGUAACGAUAGAAACCCGUUUGUCUGCAAGUACAGGCCUUAG
Messenger RNA from Emys orbicularis (European pond turtle), 504 nucleotides. RefSeq names its product struthiocalcin-2-like. Bases 1 to 504 code for a protein of 167 amino acids. Gene Ontology annotation, molecular function: signaling receptor activity. The record is from RefSeq and is a predicted model, not a curated record. The transcript has 5 exons. Lineage: Eukaryota; Metazoa; Chordata; Testudines; Emydidae.